GAUGAUUUCACGGCAACAGCAGUGAAACACAGAGUGCGCUCCGAUAGCUGGUUACUGAAUGAGAUACUGCAAAUGGGUGGAAAGAAAAAAGACAGCAUGUGAGAGAGAGUCAGAGAGACACAGAGAGGGAAGCUGAGAGCAAGGAAAGUGCUCCGGCUCGAGGAGAGUCUCCCAGGUGUACUGCAGAAGCUUUUUGGAAAUGGAUGCAAGGACCAUCUGCUGCCUAUAGAUGAGAGGGCUGUAGACUAGGAGUGGAGAGAAAGAGCUUCUGGCUGUUUUGAAUAAAAAUCGAAGUUCUGCAUAACUGAUUCAUCGAGAUAAAUCAUGAAUAUGCUCUUGCAUGGGAUAUUAAUGUAUAAAUCCAUGCUACAGAUAGACAGAGUACAGCCUACAUUGCUAUAAAAAAAUAAAACCAGCAACAAUGCAGUGAAUAAAUUCUGCAGUCAUUAUCUGAUUUAUGUACGAAGAAAAAGAGAAGCAAAACACAGACAGCUCUUAUCGUACUGUGGCAUUUGCAAGGCACUGUAUUUAAUGCUGAGAGAUGCUAUACAUUAAAUCUGACAACUGUGAAAAGAGAGAUCAUGGAGAAGUCAAGUAGUGAGGAUUCUUCAAUUCACCGGAGUCCAUCUUUGGAUAGCAAAGACUCAGAUUUUGCUAAACCUUCUACCUCAGGGAGGCAAUUUGGUCGAGGUUUUACUGCUGGAGCUUUCUAUGGUACAACUGGAUCACGCACACAGAGCCACACUGGGGUCGGAACCGGGACCGGCGUUGGGACUGGGACUGGCGUAAAAAGUGACAAAUACAGUGCACCCAAAGGCAGCAAAUACGUGGUCUUUUACCUGGAUCUAUCCUUUGUUUUCCUUUUAGAAUUUAAGAAGUGCAACAUGGCAAGAGGCUGCCUGUGUUGUUUGAAAUACAUGAUGUUCCUUUUCAAUUUAAUAUUUUGGUUAUGUGGCUGUGGGCUGCUGGGUGUGGGCAUCUGGCUGUCAGUGUCGCAAGGAAACUUCGCCACAUUUUCUCCCAGCUUUCCAUCACUUUCAGCUGCCAACCUAGUCAUUGCCAUUGGCACAGUCAUCAUGGUGACCGGCUUUCUGGGCUGCCUAGGUGCUAUCAAGGAAAACAAGUGCCUCCUGUUGAGCUUUUUCAUCGUUUUGCUGAUAAUUCUCCUGGCAGAGCUGAUAUUACUCAUUUUGUUCUUUGUUUAUAUGGACAAGGUCAGUGAGAGUGCAAAGAAGGAUUUGAAGGAAGGUAUGAAGCUAUACAAUUCAGAAAAUAAUGUUGGACUGAAAAAUGCAUGGAAUAUCAUUCAAGCAGAGAUGAAAUGCUGUGGUGUGAAUGACUUUACGGAUUGGUACCCAGUGCUGGGAGAAAACACUGUCCCAGACCGAUGUUGUACGGAAAACUCACAAGACUGUGGACGGAACUCCACCGAAUUAGUGUGGAAAACGGGAUGUUAUGAGAGAGUUAUGACCUGGUUUGAUGAGAAUAAGCAUGUCCUCGGUUCAGUUGGGAUGUGCAUCCUCAUAAUGCAGAUUCUUGGCAUGGCCUUCUCCAUGACACUCUUCCAGCAGAUUCACAGGACUGGCAAAAAAUACGAUGCCUAAAGCCUCUGAAACAUUAUCACAUCAACCCUUCUGACUCAUCAUAAAAAUGAACAAAAGGAAUGACCUCAAAGAGUAUCAAGCCUAGCCCUGCUGAGGGAAUCCGUCCCAUUGACCGAUCUACUUUGUUGUUACUUGUCCGGUUAUUACCACAGCUUGUUAUCUGACUCAUUUUUUUGUCUGUUUCACAUUUGCCAUUUAUUUGCCAAAGAGGGGGGAAACCCCCCAAACAAACGGAUUUUCUACACGAAAUCAUAGAUCUGCUUUAAGAAUGUUUCUUAACUUAAGAACAUGUUUUGCUCUACUAAUCCAUGCUAUAUGUGCAAAAAU
Haliaeetus leucocephalus (bald eagle) is the source of this 1931-nucleotide messenger RNA. It is a transcript of the gene TSPAN9, whose product is annotated as tetraspanin 9. NCBI's taxonomy places the organism in Eukaryota, Metazoa, Chordata, Aves, Accipitriformes, Accipitridae. The record is from RefSeq and is a predicted model, not a curated record. The coding region runs from base 582 to 1604 and encodes 340 amino acids. Gene Ontology annotation, cellular component: membrane. The transcript has 7 exons.